This is a messenger RNA of Staurois parvus, 1235 nucleotides long. NCBI's taxonomy places the organism in Eukaryota, Metazoa, Chordata, Amphibia, Anura, Ranidae. The record is from the annotation of a GenBank genome assembly.
UUCCAUGCCAUCCUCCUAGGGGCCCCAUCCGCCGUCCUGACUCCAGCCCGGGAGCCCCGGCUCUUCUGCAGAAAGUUGGCUCCCUCCCCAGCAGCCGCCUUGGAUCCGUCGGCUUACUGCGAGACUCCGGUGUACAACCCGGAUCUCUGCCCCAACAUGAUCGCCGCCCAGGCCAAGCUGGUCUACCACCUGAACAAGUACUACAACGAGAAGUGCCAGGCCAGGAAGGCGGCCAUCGCCAAGACCAUCCGGGAGGUGUGCAAGGUGGUGUCGGACGUGCUGAAGGAGGUGGAGGUGCAGGAGCCCCGCUUCAUCAGCUCCCUCAAUGAGAUGGACAACCGCUACGAGGGCCUGGAGGUCAUCUCCCCCACCGAGUUCGAGGUGGUCCUCUACCUCAACCAGAUGGGGGUCUUCAACUUCGUGGAUGACGGCUCCCUGCCGGGCUGUGCGGUGCUGAAGCUGAGCGAUGGUCGGAAGAGGAGCAUGUCCCUGUGGGUGGAGUUCAUCACCGCCUCCGGCUACCUGUCCGCCAGGAAGAUCCGCUCCCGCUUCCAGACUCUGGUGGCCCAGGCCGUGGACAAGUGCAGCUACAGGGAUGUGGUCAAGAUGGUGGCCGACACCAGCGAGGUCAAGCUGAGGAUCCGGGACCGCUACGUGGUGCAGAUCACCCCGGCCUUCAAGUGUACUGGCAUCUGGCCCCGCAGCGCUGCCCACUGGCCCUUACCCCACAUCCCCUGGCCGGGCCCCAACCGGGUGGCCGAGGUCAAGGCGGAGGGCUUCAACCUGCUGUCCAAGGAGUGCCAUACCCUGGCCGGCAAGCAGAGCUCGGCAGAGAGUGACGCCUGGGUGCUGCAGUUCGCCGAGGCCGAGAACCGGCUGCAGCUGGGCGGCUGUAGGAAGAAAUGCCUGUCCUUGCUGAAAACCCUCCGGGACCGGCAUCUGGAACUGCCCGGCCAGCCCCUCAACAACUACACAUGAAGACUCUGGUCUCCUACGAGUGCGAGAAGCACCCCAGGGAGUCGGACUGGGACGAGGCGUGCCUAGGCGACAGGCUCAAUGGCAUCCUGCUCCAACUCAUCUCCUGCCUGCAGUGCCGGAGGUGCCCGCACUACUUCCUGCCCAACCUGGACCUCUUCCAGGGCAAACCCCACUCCUCCCUGGAGAACGCCGCCAAGCAGACCUGGAGGCUGGCCCGGGAGAUCCUCACCAACCCCAAGAGCCUGGAGAAGCUCUAA